AUGUCCAAGAAGAGAUCUGUUGAGGCGGAACACGAAUCGUUCGAGGAGAGUGUAGAGACCGCCGGGGAGGACUCCAAAAGGUCCGGCGAAGAGCGCGACUGUGGUGAUGGUGCCAUGCUCGGAUUCGAAGUGUUCGAGGAGCGGAAGCAGGGAUAUUAUGUUUACAAUAACCCACGAGUGGCGAGCGGAAGCCUCAAAAGCACGAUCACAAUGGCGCUGUCUGCGCGCCUAUUGGCCCUCCGCCGGUCCCCAAUCCUCCUCAAACUCCCACCAUACCUGUCCCUUUUAUGCAUUCUCAUUGGAAUCGCCUGGCUACUGCUCCUUCCUCUGAACGAAUACUCUCGCCAGACCUACAUCUCUGAAAAUGCCAUCCUUCCGGGUCAAGUCCAUACAUACUUUGGCGGAUCCGAGCACAACAUCUUCCGCGCAUAUCGACAGGAGGUCUGGACAUUGGGCCAGCAGAGUGAUGAAGAGAGGACAACCGGCCUGAGGAGAGUGCUGAACGAUAUUGGCUUAAAGACCGCUGUGCAAGAUUGGAGGUUUGAGGUAGCGGGAGAAAGGAUCGAGGGCAAGAAUGUUUAUGGUCUGCUCCAAGGACCGCGAGCAGAUGCUACAGAAGCCAUGGUCAUGAUUGCUGCUUGGAAGAAUUUCGAUGGAGAAGUCAAUUAUUCUGGAGUCGCGCUGGCUCUGACAAUGGCGAGAUACUUCAAGAGGUGGAGUAUAUGGAGCAAGGACAUUUUCGUGCUCUUGCCAGAUGACAGCACAUAUGGGCCAGAAGCUUGGGUGAGCGCGUAUCACAGCACGACGGCCGUGCCUACUGCAAGCAGAAAUGUGAGCGCGCUAUCGAUCAAGGCUGGAGCGUUACAAGGAGCCGUGGCUUUAGACUAUCCGGUCGGGCCAUGGGGAAAGAGAUUCGACAAGCUGGAUGUGUACUACGAUGGCAUAAAUGGUGCUCUUCCCAACCUUGAUCUCCUCAACACUGCUGUGCAAGUCGCGAGUGGGCAGAUGGGUAUUGGCUGCAGUCUCCACGGCAUCACAGAUCACAAGGACAAUUACGAAGACCGACUGAAGUGCCUUGCGAAAGGUGUCAUGAAACAAGCUGCAGGACAUGCUACUGGGCCGCAUUCCGCAUUCAUGUCCUACCACGUCGAUGCGAUCACAUUGAAGACUGUCGGAGAUGGCUGGCAUGACGAGAUGACUCUGGGACGCGUGACGGAGAGUGUCUUCCGGAGCAUCAACAAUCUGUUGGAGAAGUUCCAUCAAAGUUUCUUCUUCUACAUUCUGCUCAACACGAAUCGAUUCGUCAGCAUCGGCAGCUACCUCCCGGCAGCCAUGUUGGUAGCCGGAAGCUUUACGAUCAACGCGCUGGCACUUUGGGUGUUGAGCGGGAAAGGACCAGUUGAGAAGCCGGGCAAGCUUGAAGCACACCCAACUGACAAGCCUGAGGGAGAGAAGAUGGUGGCUUUCAAGAGUGGCAGCGAUGUCACUUUGGUGGCAAAGGAAGAGCUUGAGGCUGUCGAGAGAAGAAUGCUCCUGCCUGCGACUGUAGUUCUGGCCGUGCAUCUGGCGAGCGUUGUGCCGCUGUAUGCAUUGACACACGUCGACAAAGCUAGCCUCGUAUUCGCCUUCUCCGCUGUCGCAAUUGCAAGCUAUGCAUUCCCGGCUUAUCUGAGCCUGCUCUUGGUGCGCUUCAUGAACGCCAGCUCGCAGCAGAUCCAAGUCAUGCAGUCUUUCUCGCUACUCUUCCUCGGCGCCACGCUUUCGACCUGGGCUACGAUCAACUUCUCACUGGCGCUCCUCGUUGGUCUGCUUGCAGCACCCCUCAGCUUCGCUAGACCCAUUGUAGUGGACAGGACAAAGCACGUACAGUUUGCUCUGCAUCUGCCCGCAGCACUAUUCUGGUUGGUGCUGUCACCGCCUGCAGUUCUUUCCGGACUAAGCAUGUACACUCAGAACAAUCUCAGUUGGAUACUGCUGGAAAUUGCAAAAGGCUGGUCCGCACAAGGCGCUUGGAGUGAUCUCGUGGUGUGGUCAGUGUGGUGGCCGGCGUGGGUGCUGGGUGGAACAGUGCUUCUCAGUGGCAUCGUAAGAACAGGACCAUGAUUUGAUAGCGUGAGCAAUGCCUUUGCGACACG
Molecule: messenger RNA, 2135 nt
Organism: Pseudocercospora fijiensis CIRAD86
Lineage: Eukaryota; Fungi; Ascomycota; Dothideomycetes; Mycosphaerellales; Mycosphaerellaceae
Exons: 6
Coding region: 1-2103 (700 amino acids)
Biological process (GO): attachment of GPI anchor to protein
Cellular component (GO): membrane; GPI-anchor transamidase complex
Source: RefSeq, a predicted model, not a curated record